AUGAAGGUCUACUUUGUGAUUCACCUGGUUUAUCUGAUAGUCCUACUAGGAAUUCUCUUCAAACAUGUACUCUAUCCAAUCAUUCUUCUGGAGUGGCAGAAGAGAAUUUCGACUGAACUCAAAGAGCUCUAUAAUACUAAAGUCUCUCAAGUACUGCCUCAUGAAGAGUAUGCAGUCGAAUCUCAAGAAGUACUUAAACAAUUGCGUGAAGUUGUAGUUUACAACCAUUUAUUGCCCGUUUCGGUAAUUAGGACUUGUUUGGCUGAGCCCAUCCAAGAGUCCGUAACUAUUCGCCAUCUGUACAAUAGGAUUAAGGAGGAGAUUUCGCGGCCGCAUAAGACAUUCUUGUUUUACUCCCCAGAGUGUAAUGUUGGGCUUUUUCUCUCCCUGUCGCUACCCUUAGUUUUCGUCACUCUUUCUAACUUGAAGUCCCUCUAUCAAUAA
Molecule: messenger RNA, 444 nt
Organism: Nematocida homosporus
Lineage: Eukaryota; Fungi; Microsporidia
Exons: 1
Coding region: 1-444 (147 amino acids)
Source: RefSeq, a predicted model, not a curated record